Molecule: messenger RNA, 807 nt
Organism: Hyla sarda
Lineage: Eukaryota; Metazoa; Chordata; Amphibia; Anura; Hylidae
Product: oocyte zinc finger protein XlCOF7.1-like
Exons: 6
Coding region: 151-807 (218 amino acids)
Biological process (GO): regulation of DNA-templated transcription
Source: RefSeq, a predicted model, not a curated record
AUCCUCAACCUCUUCUAUCCUGCUGAGCUCCGCCCCCACAUGUACUGGUCACAUGAUUGUGACAUCAUCACAGGUCCUACACCGCCCCCAUCUAAUCGAUACAGAUCAGGUCCUGGUCGCAGCUAAUCCAGUUGUCUCCUCUUCCCCUUAAUGAUGGACAAGGACAGGAAUGAGACGACUAAGAGAAUAUUACACUUGACCUUGGAGAUCCUCCACCUGCUGACCGGAGAGGAUUACACCAUAGUGAAGAAGACAUGGGGGGAGUGUGUGGCCCCCAGCAGCCAUCUCCAUGAGUCAGGAGGACGGAACAGGGCCCGGGGCCCCAUCACGGAGCCUCCACCUCACUCACCGAUACAUGAGGAGAAGAUCCUAGAACUCAUCCACAGGCUCACUGAGCUGCUCACUGGAGAGGUUCCUAUAAGGUGUCAGGAUGUGGCGGUCUAUUUCUCCAUGGAGGAGUGGGAGUAUGUAGAAGGACACAAGGAUCUGUACCAGGACAUAGUCAUGAUGGAGGAUCACCGGCCCCUCACAUCACACGAAGAUGGAGAGAUCAUGGAGCGCUCCUCAGGACAAGAUAGAGAGAUCAUGGAGCGCUCCUCAGGACUAGAUGGAGAGAUCAUGGAGCGCUCCUCAGGACUAGAUGGAGAGAUCAUGGAGCGCUCCUCAGGACUAGAUGGAGAGAUCAGGGAGCGCUCCUCAGGACAAGAUGGAGAGAUCAUGGAGCUCUCCUCAGGACUAGAUGGAGAGAUCAUGGAGCGUAAACUAACCUUCCAUCAGAGAAUUCACAGGGAUGAGAAGCUGUCUUGA